Messenger RNA from Prinia subflava (tawny-flanked prinia), 884 nucleotides. RefSeq names its product spidroin-1-like. Lineage: Eukaryota; Metazoa; Chordata; Aves; Passeriformes; Cisticolidae. The transcript is spliced from 2 exons. Bases 1 to 870 code for a protein of 289 amino acids. The record is from RefSeq and is a predicted model, not a curated record.
AUGUCGGUGCGUGUGUCCGUGUCCGUGUCCGUGUCCGCGCCGGCGGGAGACGCGGGGGAGGGUGGAUCGGGGCGGCGGCGUCGUUGGGGAUCGGGAGCGGGACCGGAACCGGGAUCGGGACUGGGAUCAGGGCUGGGGGGGCGACACCGGGCUGGGCCCCCGGGCGGCGGGAGCGGUGCGGCCCCGGGGAGCUGCGCGGUGCUCGGGGGGGUCCGGUGCGGCGGGAGCUGCCGGUGCGGUGGGAGCGUCCGGUGCGGCGGCCGGAGGGCGCUGGUGGGUCUCGGCGUACGGGCCGGGCUCGGCGGGGCUCCCGUGCCCGGAGAGGGGAGGGAGGGAAGGGAGGAGGGAGGCGGCCGCCGCCACCGGGGCCGGCCCUUCUCGGUGGCCAUUCUCCACCGCUGCUCGCCCGGGGCAGGGACCGGCUGCCACGUCCCGGCUGGUUCCCGGUGCCCCGGGGCGGCCGUGCCCGGUACAGCCCGCUGGCCGCCGUUCAAGACAAACAGGGCCGGGACGCCCGGGUCGGUCCCAGCUUUGUCGCAGGUCGCUGCACCGGGAAGGGCGGGCUCGGGGCGGCCUCGGCAGGGCCACGCACCGGGCACCAGGACAUUGGGCACCGGGACAACGGGAACCCAACACCGGGAGCCCAGCGCCCUGCACCAGGAUUCGGGCACCGGGCACCCGGGACGCUGGGGCACCGGGAACCCAGCACGGGCCGUUCCCACGGGGGCCAUGGGUGCAGUGGCAGAACUGGGACUUGUGCUCUGCAUUCCCCAGGGUGGUGCAGGGGACAUCAGGACCCCCCACUCCUUGUUCACCCCCGUGGACACCAGGGCCCCUCUGGGGGUGUCGGGGUGGGUGACCAAGCGCUGACCCCUCCUCGGUGC